UACAGUGCUGCCAUUGUGCAAGAUUAUGGCAGCUUCCGAGUGAAAGUGAAGUUGCAGCACAGCUGCGAUCGCCUGGUCUUGGUCAAAUGUCAGGCCCAGGACCACGCGAUUCCCAAAGUGAUCCGCAAAAUGUGUCACAGUUGUGUCCAAAUUCCGCUGCCCCUGCGGAGCGACGCAAGGUCCGGGCUGAACAUGGGCAUGGAUUGCCCUCGUUCUCGUUGUUACAGAGCCAACGGAGAAUGGGAUGCCCAAUUGUUGCAGAUCGCCGUGUUGACCGUUGCUUCAUGCUUUUUCGCUUGCUAUGCAUUCUGCCAGCAUGCGUGAGAGGCCUAGACGUGACGCCAGUGGUGGAUGCCUUCUCUGCGCACCCGGGGACUGUCUUUGAGGAGAUUGACCUCACUAAUCCGUCACCUGAGGAUGUAGAGGUGGAGCUCAAGUUCUCCAGGUCAAGACCUUCAGAGAGAAGGUUGGCAAGUACGCCAGCCCUGCAAGGGCACCAGGAUUCGCAAAACUGCGCCAGCCCGAGCAGGUUGCUCGCCCGUUUCCACCAAGUGGAAGGCGAGAAACAUGGCGUUUUUCGCCGGAGGCUACAAGAGGACCUCCGAAGUUCCUUCGCAUCGUGGUGGCACCUGCCCAACCUCGAUAUGGAGAUUCUGGAUUUUUGUGGCACGCCAGCCGAAGAGCUGAGUCGAGUGCGCGAGAAGUUUGGCUCGAUGCUGGAAUUUGUGGAGAUGGAUCAGCAAGUUUACCCCAGCAGCAAACCCAACGAUGCUGAGUGGCACAAACUCUGGGGUUUGGGGCACGUUGGAUCCGUAGAUGCUUGGUCGCGGCUAAGCCACUUGGGCUUGGACAGCCAAGAGACGGUGGUUGCAGUCAUUGACACAGGGAUUCAAAUGAAUCACCCAGAUCUAAAGGAUUCACUAUGGAGGAAUCCAGGUGAGAUCCCAGACAACGGCAUAGAUGAUGAUGGGAAUGGCUUCAUUGAUGAUGUCCAUGGCUAUGACUUUGCAGGCGAAAAAGGAAACCCAGAGGAUGACAAUGGCCAUGGCACCCAUUGUGCUGGAAUUAUAGCAGCUACUGCCAACAAUAGUGUUGGAAUCACCGGGGUCGCCAGCAGAUUUGGCAAGGUUCGCCUGAUGCCAUUGCGCUUCAUUGAUGCGAGUGGGUCUGGAGGAAGCGUUUCGGGCGCGAUCCGGGCGCUGGAGUAUGCAUUGUCUUUCGGGGUACCUGUAUCAUCAAGCAGUUGGGGAGGUCCAGAUACCUCCGAUGCACUGAAGGUGGCCAUCCAGCGAGCUACAGAGGUAGGGCAUUUGUUUGUUGCGGCUGCUGGCAAUAGUGGGAGAAGCAUUUCAGAUGGAACCUAUUAUCCAUGUGUUUACAGGCAAGCCGGAGUCCUGUGCGUUGCGGCAACCGAUCGCUCAGACAAUCUUGCCUCAUUCUCCAACUAUGCCACCGAAUAUGUGGAAAUUGCUGCCCCGGGAAUUGAUAUCUAUAGCACGUGGACAGGGUCCAGGUACGAGUGGCAGUUCGGAACGUCUAUGUCUACUCCAUAUGUUUCUGGGGCAGCGGCACUGGUGGUCAGUGAGUUUGGCUACAGCGGCUCACACAUCAGGCAAUUGCUGCUUGAGUCCGCUGUCUCCCACGAGAAGCUGAAAGGCAAGGUGGAUGGAGGCCGCUUGGAUGUUAUGAAUUUGAUCCGCAUGGCUGAGUCUGCUUACAACUUGGUUCGUGGCCGAUGGGGACCGGACGGCGACCUUGCGCGUGACUGUCCCCGCGAAGAAUUCCACCAGUGUGAGACUCCAACUGGGGUCCGUUGGCCUUUCAGCCGGCAUCCACCAAGCGCAAGUGAAUGUCAGCUGGCUGGGAGGUGA
Molecule: messenger RNA, 1871 nt
Organism: Cladocopium goreaui
Lineage: Eukaryota; Dinophyceae; Suessiales; Symbiodiniaceae
Source: the annotation of a GenBank genome assembly